GUUUCGGCGGGACGAGGCUCCGCCACUGUGCAGACGCCACCACUACCUGCUUUACAACACACGCCUGCGGCCUCCUCCUCUGUCAACACUGGUUACUCCUCCCCUGGAACACCUACCUGCACCCGGUACCCAUCUGCAUCAGGCCACUAAGACAGCGAUUACAACGAUACCGUAUUUUAAUUGCAUUGUAAAAAUUGUAGCCUAUUAACACUUAAUCAAGUUCGGAAGUGAAGAGGCACAUUGCUAUGAGUAACAAAGAGACAAAUGGACCGGUGGGUCAGCAGGCACCCAGCAGGCUGUCCCAGGACCUCAUUACCGAGAACCACGUGCAAGCGGCGCUGACCUCAGACAAAGGCAAUGACGCUCAGCUGCUGACGUGGUCCGUAAAGGACUUCACUACCAAAGGUGACAACUACGCAUGCAUCGUGACAAGUAUAGCGGUCAAUUAUCGUCAAGGAGGAGAAGAGAAGAAAGUCACGUAUGUAGCCAAGUGUAAUCCGUGUCGUCAGAUGUUAUCCUUCAACAAAUUUACUAACGUAAUAUUUCAGAAGGAAGCCGGAUUUUACACGGAUUUGGUGCCUUUGCUAAACGACCAACUGAAGCGCGCCGGACAACAACCAUUACGGGUAGCCCCCUGCUAUUUCUUCCACUUGGAGGAAGACGAGGAAGUCAUAAUUCUUGGAGACUUACGUCCAGAGGGUUACAAGAUGUUUGACCGCAAGAAAGGAAUGAACAAGGCACACGCCGUCCUGGUGUUGCGGGAGCUGGGUAGGCUUCAUGCCGCCUCCAUCUUGCUUCAACACGAAAUUUCAGAAGAUCUGGGAGCUAAGUACACAUACCUUCAGAAAGAUUUCCAUUCUUUCUAUGAAGACGCUUCUGCAGACUUCGUUAAAAUGAUCGGAGGAGCAUUCACCACCGCAGCGAACAUGGCUGGUAAAAUCGAUGGGUACGAGAAAGUGGCUUCCUGGCUGAGGGACUUCGGACCGAAGAGUAUGGACGGUUUAGCUCAACAGUUAGAAAACAGUCCUCCAUUUGACGUCCUUUGCCAUGGUGACUCUUGGAACAAUAAUAUUUUGUUCAGGUAUGAUGAGCAAGGCCUCCCCGUGGAUGUCAGACUCUUGGACUUCCAGAUAUGUCGCAAAGCUUCCCCGGCCACCGACCUCAAUUACUUCAUGUACACCAGUUUCAACGGAGACGACAGAAAGGACAACUUAGACGUGUUCAUAAACACCUACUUCGACUCCGUGAAGAAGGUGAUGGAGGCCGGCGGUGCUGGUGUUGGGUUCACAGUUCAGGAACUUCGUCAGGAGUAUCACAAGAAGAACCUGUUUGGGUUAAUCAUGGCGAUGAUGGUCGUUCCUCUUGUGGUUAGUGAGGGCGCAGACGUGAUGGAUCUGGACAGUCCGAUAGAAGACAUGGACAAGUUCAUGAAGGAGCACCAGGAGAAGGUCUCCCAGGAGCUGGACAACAACCCGCUUCUCCGUCCUCGACUGCUCGCUAUAUUUGAUGACAUGGUGGAGUAUGGAAUAAUAUCAUAGGUGUGAGCCGGCUUAAACUAAAAUAAAGAACAACGCUGACAUCAAA
Molecule: messenger RNA, 1584 nt
Organism: Procambarus clarkii (red swamp crayfish)
Lineage: Eukaryota; Metazoa; Arthropoda; Malacostraca; Decapoda; Cambaridae
Source: RefSeq, a predicted model, not a curated record